Suillus discolor is the source of this 1637-nucleotide messenger RNA. RefSeq lists its product as uncharacterized. The record is from RefSeq and is a predicted model, not a curated record. The transcript has 6 exons. Gene Ontology annotation, molecular function: protein binding. The coding region runs from base 1 to 1362 and encodes 453 amino acids. Lineage: Eukaryota; Fungi; Basidiomycota; Agaricomycetes; Boletales; Suillaceae.
AUGCAGACAUUUAACUCAAAAGACAAUCUCUCAUCGGCCUCAGACAUCAUCGAUGCACUGCACAACAUCCUGCGUUCACAGGUAGUUAUGUCAGACCUAACCACCCCGUUGUUCCGAGUCAGCGUCCCGAAUACCUACCUCCCCACCACCGAUUCCAACAGCGAGAGCAUCAGCACCAUCCUCGCUGAACGUCAGCAGCAGCUGGAUGCAGUGUCGUAUGAGAUCUCAGGUCUGGAAACAGUCAUGGACAAUAUCAAAAUUUUACACCAGCAACUCGUCGAACGGAAGGAAAAUAUCAAGCAGUCCAUGACUUUCCACAAGGGACUCAGAUCGGCUCUCUGGCGCUUGCCCACUGAAGUCUUGCACCAAAUUUUUUCAUCACUAAUAUGCCGACCAUGGAGGGAAGUUGCUGUUGAUAUGCCCAGUCUAUGGUGCAGGUUGCAUGUUGAAUUCAACGUCACCACAGCCAGAGUCUGGGAGGGGGAUGUCGACCACGGAGACUGGCAACGAGCAGUUUUCCACUAUGACUCGUGGCUUAAGCGGGCACGAGGACGUCCGCUCUCAAUAGCACUCGAGCGCUACGACUCAACUGUGCUCUUAGGAAACCUUCUCCAGCCUUACAUGGAUCAAAUCUCAUUUCUCUCCAUAUGUUUUUCCCGCGGAGCGGGCAAACCACAACUUUUGUUAAAAGACAUGCCAGCACUUCGAGAGCUGGUCAUACUAAACAUGCAUGGUUGUGACAUUCCAGCUAUGAUGGAAUAUAUCUCGCAACUCCCAUCCACAAUGCACGUUCUCGAUAUCAUGUACUCGCCGUUUGACAUCAAUCUUCUAUCUUCUCUCGAUCCCGAUGCAUUCCUCCAUUUGCUCCGUUUAUGCCCCAACCUUUCCUCGUUGACGGUUGAAGCAAAUUUCGAUCGUCAACAGACCUUGGAACCAUUCACACACGCCAACCUCCAAUCCUUGUGCUUGAAUUGUGCUGACGAGGAGGCGUUCCUAGCUCACUUGUUCGAUGCUUUAUCACUCCCCAGUUUGCGCAUGUUUGAUGCCUGUGUUUGGGCCGCUGACGAGAUUAGAUGGCCUCAUAAGCAGUUGAUAGAUCUUUUUGCACGGUCAAAUUGUCCCUUGGAGCGCCUGAGUUUCCGUGGUUUUACGGUGAUGGAUGUGCAGCGAGCAAAGUACGUUGCCCUCAUUCCUUCCCUCGACGUAGUGGAGAGUGUGCCAGUAGCCUUAGAAUUCAACAGAAAUAAACAGGGGAGCUCAUCCCACGAGGACCCGUUUUCCAAUAUUGUGGUAGAGAAUGUCAUUUGCGGAGGCAUGAUUGUAAUUCUCGUACUGGAAGCGGCGGGAGAAAUGAGAAAAUGAUGGUAUGACGCUGGACGACACAUCUACCAGUAGUGGCAGCCACGGCACCUACGUCGGAGUCCUCUUCAUAGAGUAUACUGACUCACUUUUGUUGUUAAAAGAUACCUGCGGAAAUGAGUGUUAAACAAUAUGGAGCAUAUAUAUUAAUUCGCACUUGAAACCAAGCAUGGUAUCCGAGUCCGUCUCCAUAAUUAGCUCGGGGAGGCUGUAAGGCGGAUGAAAAAAUUCUUAUCCAUCAGGUCGUUAUCAACUUUUCGUCGUAGAGAUAAAGUUUG